GACGUAAACGGGGAGGAAGGGAAGGGAGGGAAGGAGGAGGGAGGGACGAUUUCCAGCUCGCCUCAGCUCAGGGUAGGGAAUCGGCCAGGGGUGAAAAAAGGAAGGCGCGACCGUCGGAGAGCGCGCGAGCCCGCAAAACCCUCAGCCUAAGGAGCGGAGAGCCGGAGCCGGAGCGCCCCGGGGAAAAGAACAGAAAAACAAUGAAUGCAUAUAUAUUCAGCUAUUAUUUAAUUCAGUUUUGUGGACAUUCAUGGAUAUUUACCAACAUGUUCAUCAGAUUUCUUUCAUUUGGGGAAGAUUCUGUUGCAGACACUUUCCACUCUAUUGGACUUGGGAUGCGUAUUUGCCAGCUAGCCUCUAUACUAGAGCUUCUGCAUAUUUGGUUUGGCAUUGAGAAGGAUCAGUUUUUCCCAAGAUUCUUACAGAUCACAGAAAGAAUUGUCAUCUUAUUUGUUGCAAUAGCAAGUCAAGAAGAAGUUCAAGGGAAGGGCAUUGUAUGUGUCUUAUUUUUCCUUUGGAGUUGCAUUGAUGUCAUCAGGUACACAUACUGCAUAUUAUUGGAGACAGGGAUAUACUUUCAGGGACUUGCUUGGCUCUACCACUCGCUGUGGAUUCCCUUCUAUCCUCUCUCUGUUUUGGCUCAAGCAUUUGCCAUAUAUGAAUCAUUGCCUCACUUUGAAACCUCAGGCACUUACUCCAUCCGAAUAAUCUUUCCAUUUGAUCUAACUAUUUACUUUCCCUAUGUACUGAAAAUGUACCUGGCAAUGUUAUUUGGGGGUGCAUACUUCAUUAUUCAACAUCUUUAUAUGGAACGGAAGACUUAUCUAGGAAGCAACAACAUCAAAGAGAAAAGAAGCUAACUCAUGACAAAUUUCAUCUUCUAUGAAACAGCCUUUGCAACAAUUACUAAAAUAUCAAGAUCUAGUCAUUUGGAGAUUUCAAAUUUUAAAAAGCAUACUACACUUUCUUAGCAAUUAGAUCGUGGCUCACAGACUUUGUAUACAGAGGCACACCAGGCAAAAUCAAAAGAAUUCCUUGACUGCUUAAAGUUAAACAUUUUCAAUAGCUUCUCAUUAUAUUCAGUGGAAUGCAAAAGCUACGUGCUCUGUUGCUGUUACAGUUAAUGAGAACAUUACCUCAUUUAAAAAGGCAGGAUGUUAUGUACAUGUAUGUACAUAAUCUAUAUAUAUCUAUAUAUCUAUACAUACAUACAU
This is a messenger RNA of Thamnophis sirtalis, 1214 nucleotides long. It is a transcript of the gene HACD4, whose product is annotated as 3-hydroxyacyl-CoA dehydratase 4. Gene Ontology annotation, biological process: fatty acid elongation; very long-chain fatty acid biosynthetic process; sphingolipid biosynthetic process. Gene Ontology annotation, molecular function: 3-hydroxyacyl-CoA dehydratase activity. Gene Ontology annotation, cellular component: endoplasmic reticulum membrane. NCBI's taxonomy places the organism in Eukaryota, Metazoa, Chordata, Lepidosauria, Squamata, Natricidae. The record is from RefSeq and is a predicted model, not a curated record.